This is a messenger RNA of Cebus imitator (Panamanian white-faced capuchin), 12044 nucleotides long. It is a transcript of the gene MGA, whose product is annotated as MAX dimerization protein MGA. The record is from RefSeq and is a predicted model, not a curated record. Lineage: Eukaryota; Metazoa; Chordata; Mammalia; Primates; Cebidae. The coding region runs from base 363 to 9479 and encodes 3038 amino acids. Gene Ontology annotation, biological process: regulation of transcription by RNA polymerase II; positive regulation of DNA-templated transcription; cell fate specification. The transcript has 23 exons. Gene Ontology annotation, cellular component: MLL1 complex; nucleus. Gene Ontology annotation, molecular function: RNA polymerase II cis-regulatory region sequence-specific DNA binding; DNA-binding transcription factor activity, RNA polymerase II-specific; protein dimerization activity.
UUUCCGAGAGUUUGAAGCUCUUGUGUAUUUGAACGGCGUGAGAAACGUUCCGCUGAGAGAGCUUCGCACGCCCUCGCCAGGCCGGGCCUUGGCGGGGCUGCCUUUGGCGCGCGCCUAUGGUCCCCUGAGCUAAGCUGCGCAUGUCACCUCGCGCGCGUCCCCGGCCUCACUUCCGCGUCGCUCAGCUACCUAAGUGGGAACAUCGACGCCAGAGAGAGCGGCCACGAGGCGGGAGGGGUGAGAAGCGCCCAUGACUCGGCCCUGCCUUCGCGUGCGUGGGGUGCCGCUCCGCGUGGAUGGGAAGGCCAUUGUGACUAUGUGGUGAUUACAGUUGUCUUACUACUGAGUUUCCUACUGAAAUCAUGGAGGAGAAACAGCAGAUUAUAUUGGCUAAUCAAGAUGGUGGAACAGUGGCAGGAGCAGCACCUACCUUCUUUGUCAUCCUAAAGCAGCCAGGAAAUGGCAAAACUGAUCAAGGAAUUUUGGUUACUAAUCAGGAUGCCUGUGCUUUGGCUAGUAGUGUGUCAUCACCAGUAAAAUCUAAAGGGAAGAUUUGCCUUCCAGCUGAUUGUACUGUGGGUGGAAUCACUGUUACCCUCGAUAACAAUAGUAUGUGGAAUGAGUUCUAUCAUCGAAGCACAGAAAUGAUUCUGACCAAGCAAGGAAGACGCAUGUUUCCUUACUGUCGUUAUUGGAUAACAGGUUUAGAUUCAAAUUUGAAGUAUAUUCUUGUCAUGGAUAUAUCUCCUGUGGAUAACCAUCGUUAUAAGUGGAAUGGUCGUUGGUGGGAACCGAGUGGGAAGGCUGAGCCUCAUGUUUUGGGGAGGGUUUUUAUUCAUCCAGAAUCUCCUUCCACAGGUCAUUAUUGGAUGCAUCAACCAGUAUCUUUCUAUAAACUCAAACUUACCAACAAUACACUGGACCAAGAAGGGCAUAUCAUCUUGCACUCUAUGCAUCGUUACCUGCCGAGGCUUCAUUUGGUGCCUGCAGAAAAGGCUGUGGAGGUGAUACAAUUAAAUGGCCCUGGUGUCCAUACUUUUACCUUCCCACAGACUGAAUUCUUUGCAGUAACAGCUUAUCAGAACAUUCAGAUUACUCAGCUGAAAAUAGAUUACAAUCCAUUUGCCAAAGGCUUUCGUGAUGAUGGGCUGAAUAGUAAGCCCCAGAGAGAUGGAAAACAAAAGAACAGCUCUGACCAAGAAGGGAAUAAUAUUUCCAGUUCUUCUGGUCAUCGGGCCCGUCUUACAGAAGGUCAGGGGUCAGAGAUACAACCAGGUGAUUUGGAUCCUUUGUCAAGGGGUCAUGAAACAUCAGGCAAGGGUUUGGAGAAGACUUCCCUUAAUAUAAAACGAGACUUUCUUGGUUUCAUGGAUACUGAUUCAGCACUUAGUGAAGUUCCUCAAUUGAAGCAAGAGAUUUCUGAAUGUCUUAUUGCCAAUAAUUUUGAAGAUGACUCCCAUAUAACUUCACCAUUAGACCAGAAUGGAAGCUUCAAUGUUGUUAUUAAAGAAGAACCUCUAGAUGAUUAUGACUAUGAACUUGGUGAGUGCCCAGAAGGGGUCACUGUGAAACAGGAAGAGACAGAUGAAGAGACGGAUGUAUACUCAAACAGUGAUGAUGAUCCUAUACUAGAGAAACAGCUAAAGAGGCACAAUAAAGUUGAUAACCCAGAAGCUGACCAUCAGUCUUCUAAAUGGCUUCCAAGCAGCCCAUCAGGUGUUGCUAAAGCUAAAAUGUUCAAAUUAGAUGCUGGAAAGAUGCCAGUAGUCUAUUUGGAGCCUUGUGCCGUCACCAAAAGCACAGUGAAAAUUUCUGAACUGCCUGAUAACAUGCUUUCCACAUCUCGAAAGGAUAAAUCUUCUAUGUUGGCAGAAUUUGAAUAUUUACCUACAUACAUUGAAAAUUCCAAUGAGACUGCCUUUUGCUUAGGGAAGGAAUCAGAAAAUGGUCUUAGAAAACAUUCACCAGAUCUAAGAGUGGUACAAAAAUAUCCCUUACUGAAAGAGCCUCAGUGGAAAUAUCCUGAUAUAUCUGACAGCAUUAGCACAGAAAGAAUACUUGACAGUUCAAAGGGUUCAGCUGGGGACUCACUUGCAGGAAAAGAGGAGUUGGGCAGAAAGAGAACAACUAUGCUUAAGAUUUCAACAGCCCCAAAGGUAGUGAAUGCUAAUCAGAAUGCCUCUCCAAAUAUACCUGGAAAAAGAGGAAGGCCGCGAAAACUGAAACUCUGUAAGGCAGGAAGACCACCUAAAAACACAGGAAAGUCUUUAAUUUCUACAAAGAAUACACCUGUAGGCCCUGGGAGUACCUUUCCAGAUGUGAAGCCUGAUCUGGAAGAUGUGGAUGGUGUUCUCUUUGUUUCCUUUGAAUCAAAGGAAGCUCUAGACAUUCAUGCAAUUGAUGGGACAACAGAAGAAUCUUCUGGUCUUCAGGCAUCAACCACAAAUGACUCAGGUUGCAGAGCAAGAAUUUCCCAGUUGGAAAAGGAGUUGAUAGAAGAUUUGAAGUCUUUGCGGCAUAAGCAGGUGAUACAUCCUGGUCUUCAAGAAGUGGGCUUAAAAUUGAAUUCAGUGGAUCCAACAAUGAGCAUUGAUCUUAAAUACUUGGGAGUACAGUUACCUUUGGCUCCAGCCACUAGCUUUCCAUUUUGGAACCUUACAGGAACCAACCCUGCCUCUCCUGAUGCGGGAUUUCCCUUUGUUUCUAGGACAGGGAAAACCAAUGAUUUCACUAAGAUCAAGGGAUGGAGGGGAAAAUUUCAUAGUGCUUCUGCAUCUAGGAAUGAAGGUGGAAAUUCAGAAAGUUCACUGAAAAAUCGUUCUGCUUUCUGUAGUGAUAAGCUAGAUGAAUACUUGGAAAAUGAAGGCAAGCUGAUGGAAACAAGCAUGGGUUUCUCUUCUAAUGCUCCCACAUCUCCUGUGGUGUACCAGCUUCCCACCAAGAGUACCAGCUAUGUACGAACACUAGAUAGUGUACUAAAGAAGCAAUCUACUAUUUCCCCUUCUACCUCUUACUCUUUGAAACCUCAUUCUGUAGCACCUGCCUCUCGAAGGGCAAAGUCUCAAAAUAGACAGGCAACUUUCAGUGGCCGAACAAAAUCAUCUUAUAAAUCCAUUUUACCAUACCCUGUUUCACCAAAGCAGAAAUACUCUCAUAUGAUUCUAGGAGAUAAGGUUACCAAGAAUUCUUCAGGCACCGUCUCAGAAAAUCAGGUGAAUAACUUUGUUGUGCCAACUUUAGAUGAAAAUACAUUUCCAAAGCAGAUUAGUUUGCGGCAGGCACAGCAGCAGCAGCAGCAACAGCAACAGGGAAGUCGCCCUCCAGGCUUGUCUAAAUCUCAGGUGAAGCUAAUGGAUCUGGAAGACUGUGCGCUUUGGGAAGGAAAACCAAGGACAUAUAUCACAGAAGAGCGAGCAGAUGUAUCCUUAACAACUCUACUUACAGCCCAAGCAUCUCUCAAAACUAAACCUAUCCACACAAUUAUAAGGAAACGAGCCCCUCCAUGCAACAAUGACUUCUGUCGACUGGGUUGUGUAUGUUCCAGUCUAGCUUUGGAGAAGCGCCAACCUGCUCACUGCCGCCGACCAGACUGCAUGUUUGGUUGCACUUGUUUGAAAAGAAAAGUUGUACUUGUUAAAGGAGGAUCCAAAACUAAGCAUUUUCAGAGGAAGGCUGCUCAUCGAGAUCCAAUAGUUUAUGAUACUCUGGGAGAGGAGGCAAGGGAAGAAGAAGAAGGAGUCAGGGAGGAGGAGGAACAACUGAAAGAGAAAAAGAAGAGAAAGAAGCUAGAAUACACUAUAUGUGAAACAGAGCCUGAACAGCCUGUUCGACAUUACCCAUUAUGGGUAAAAGUAGAAGGUGAAGUAGACCCAGAACCAGUUUAUAUCCCCACGCCUUCUGUCAUUGAGCCUAUGAAACCAUUGUUAUUGCCUCAACCAGAAGUUUUAUCUACUACUGUGAAGGGCAAACUGGUCACUGGAAUUAAAGCUGCACGGUCAUAUACUCCCAAACCCAAUCCUGUGAUUCGGGAAGAGGACAAAGAUCCAGUCUACUUGUACUUUGAAAGUAUGAUGACUUGUGCUCGAGUUCGAGUAUAUGAGAGAAAAAAAGAGGACCAGAGACAACUAUCCUCUUCCUCCUCCCCAUCUCCAUCUUUUCAGCAGCAGAGUUCAUGUCAUUCUAGCCCUGAGAACCAUAAUAAUGCAAAGGAACCUGAUUCUGAACAGCAGCCCUUAAAACAGCUCACCUGUGACUUGGAGGAUGAUUCUGGUAAACUACAAGAAAAGAGCUGGAAGUCUUCCUGCAAUGAAGGGGAAUCCUCUUCUACUUCUUAUAUGCAUCAGCGGUCACCUGGUGGUCCCACCAAACUGAUUGAGAUCAUCUCAGACUGCAACUGGGAGGAGGAUCGGAACAAGAUUUUGAGCAUCUUAUCCCAGCACAUCAAUAGCAACAUGCCACAAUCACUUAAGGUGGGCAGCUUCAUCAUUGAGUUGGCUUCUCAGCGAAAGAGCCGGGGUGAGAAGAACCCUCCUGUUUAUUCUUCUCGUGUGAAAAUCUCUAUGCCAUCAUGUCAAGACCAAGAUGAUAUGGCUGAGAAAUCUGGAUCAGAGACUCCUGAUGGUCCAUUGUCCCCUGGGAAAAUGGAGGAUAUCUCUCCUGUGCAGACAGAUGCCCUGGAUUCAGUGAGGGAGAGAUUACAUGGAGGCAAAGGUCUGCCUUUUUAUGCAGGGCUUUCUCCUGCAGGGAAGCUUGUGGCCUAUAAACGUAAACCCAGUUCAAGUACAUCUGGGCUUAUCCAGGUUAAUGGUAAGAGUUACCCGCAGGCUAAGUUGCUAUUGGGACAGAUGGGGGCAUUGCAUCCAGCCAAUAGGCUAGCUGCUUAUAUCACAGGCAGGUUGCGACCCUCAGUCCUGGACCUCUCAACCCUCAGUACUGUCAUCUCCAAGGUAGCAUCCAAUGCCAAGGUGGCUGCAUCCAGGAAACCACGUACCCUGUUGCCUUCAACAUCCAAUUCCAAAAUGGCAUCCUCCUCUGGCGCUCCAACAAAUCGCCCUGGGAAGAAUCUGAAGGCAUUUGUCCCAGCAAAACGGCCAAUUGCGGCUCGACCCUCUCCUGGUGGUGUGUUCACACAGUUUGUGAUGAGUAAAGUUGGAGCCUUGCAGCAGAAGAUACCUGGAGUUAGCACACCCCAAACCAUGGGAGGGCCACAGAAGUUCAAUAUCAGACCUUCUCCAGUAAUGGUCGUCACACCUGUGGUUUCUUCUGAACCAGUUCAGGUGUGCAGCCCUGUGACUGCUGCUGUCACUACUACCACCCCUCAAGUGUUUUUAGAAAAUGUUACUGCUGUGACACCUAUGACUGCUAUUUCUGAUGUGGAAACUAAGGAAACUACUUAUUCUUCUGGUGCCACCACUACAGGGGUUGAGGUCUCUGAAACUAGUAUCAGCACCCCUGUAACAUCUACCCAGUCUACAGCCACUGUGAACCUUACCAAAACCACUGGGAUAACUACCCCUGUGGCUUCAGUUGCUUUUCCUAAGUCUUUGGUAGCAUCUCCUCCAACCAUAACUCUUCCUGUUGCUUCCACUGCUUCCACCUCCUUAGUCGUGGUGACUACAGCUGCAUCUUCCUCAGUGGUGACCACGCCAACUUCAUCUCUGGGCUCUGUUCCUAUCAUACUCUCAGGAAUUAAUGGAAGUCCACCAGUGAGCCAGAGACCAGAAAAUGCUGCUCAAAUUCCAGUGGCUACUCCACAGGUCUCUUCUAACACAGUGAAACGUGCUGGACCUCGAUUGUUGUUGAUUCCGGUGCAGCAGGGUUCUCCUUCUCUCAGACCUGUCUCAAACACACAACUUCAGGGACAUCGGAUGGUCUUACAGCCUGUUAGGAGUCCAAGUGGAAUGAACCUAUUCAGGCACCCUAAUGGGCAGAUUGUCCAGCUUCUACCUUUGCAUCAGCUUCGAGGCUCUAAUACUCAGCCCAACUUACAGCCUGUCAUGUUUCGGAACCCAGGGUCUGUAAUGGGAAUCCGGUUACCUGCUCCUUCCAAACCCUCUGAGACUCCACCGUCUUCCACUUCAUCCUCUGCUUUCUCUGUCAUGAAUCCUGUAAUCCAAGCUGUUGGGUCUUCAGCAGUAAAUGUUAUCACUCAGGCACCAUCAUUGCUUUCCUCUGGAGCUAGUUUUGUGUCUCAAGCUGGUACAUUGACCCUGAGGAUUUCUGCUCCUGAACCACAAAGCUUUGCAAGUAAAACAGGCUCUGAAACCAAAAUAACGUAUAGCUCAGGAGGACAGCCUGUUGGUACAGCCAGUCUUAUUCCUCUCCAGUCUGGUAGUUUUGCCUUGUUACAGCUCCCAGGACAAAAGCCUGUUCCUAGCUCCAUUCUUCAACAUGUUGCUUCCCUUCAGAUGAAGAGAGACUCUCAGAAUCCAGACCAGAAAGAUGGAAAAAACUCAAUAAAAAGAGAGCAAGAAACCAAGAAGGUUCUACAGUCAGAAGGACAGGCUGUAGACCCUGAGGCUAAUACAAUAAAACAAAACUCAGGAGCUGCUACCUCAGAAGAAACUCUGAAUGAUUCCUUGGAAGACAGGAGUGAUCAUUUGGAUGAAGAAUCCCUUCGAGAAGAAGGUUCUGCAACUGUCAAACCAUCUAAGCAUUCCUGUAUCACUGGGUCACAUAUAGAUGAAAACUAUAAAGAUGUUAAUGAAGAAUGUGGGGCUAGGAAUCAUAAUAGUUCCAAAGAAAAAGUGGCUGUUCUAGAAGUUAGGGCCAUUUCUGAAAAAGCCAGUAAUAAGACAGUUCAAAAUAUGAGUAAAGUACAGUAUCAAAAACUUGGUGAUAGGAAGGUGGAACAGCAGAAAGGAUCAGACAAUCCAGAAGAAAACUCAAAUGAAUUUCCAGACGUCUCUAAGGAAGAAAGUAAAUUUGAAUUGUCAGGGAGCAAAGAUGUGGAGCAGCAAUCUCAUCCACAGCCAGAGGCCACAGAGAAGGAAUGUGGAGACUCUAUGGAGAAAGACAGUAUUAGGGAAAGGUGGAGAAGACAUCUGAAGGGCCCCUUAACCAGGAAAUGUGUUGGAGCUUCACAGGAAUGUAAGAAAGAGGCAGAUGAGCAGUUAAUUAAAGAAACAAAGACAUGUCAGGAAAAUUCAGAUGUGUUUCAACAACAACAACAAAGCAUCUCUGACUUACUUGGAAAAAGGGGAAUCACUGAAGAUGCCAGAGUUUUGAAAACUGAGUGUGAUUCUUGGAGUAGGAUUUCUAGUCCUUCAGCCUUCUCCAUUGUUCCUAGGAGAGCUGCAAAAAGCAGCAGAGGGAAUGGACAUUUUCAGGGUCAUUUACUGCUAACUGGAGAACAGAUACAACCAAAGCAAAAGAAGAAGGUUGGGAGAAGCAGUGCUGACCUCACUGUUUUGGAUUUGGAAGAGGAUGAAGAUGAGAAUGAGAAAACCGAUGAUUCUAUUGAUGAAAUUGUGGAUGUUGUUUCUGACUACCAGAGUGAGGAGGUUGAUGAUAUAGAAAAGGUGAAUAACUGUGUAGAAUACAUUGAAGAUGAUGAGGAGCAUGUGGACAUUGAAACUGUAGAAGAACUCUCAGAAGAAAUUAAUGUUGCUCACCUGAAGACCACAGCUGCCCACACACAGUCAUUCAAACAGCCGUGCCGUACUCACAUCACUGCAGAUGAAAAAGCAGCAGAAAGAAGUCGAAAGGCUCCACCAAUUCCUUUAAAACUGAAGCCUGAUUACUGGAGUGACAAACUACAGAAAGAAGCAGAAGCGUUUGCUUAUUAUCGCCGGACACACACUGCCAAUGAGCGGCGGCGGCGUGGUGAAAUGAGGGAUCUCUUUGAGAAAUUAAAGAUCACAUUGGGAUUACUUCAUUCUUCCAAGGUUUCCAAAAGUCACAUUCUUACUCGAGCAUUCAGUGAAAUUCAGGGACUAACAGAUCAGGCAGACAAGUUGAUAGGACAGAAAAAUCUCCUGACUCGGAAACGGAAUAUUCUCAUACGAAAAGUAUCCUCUCUUUCAGAAAAUACCUCACCCUCGAACACUCCACACACCUCAGCCAACCUUGUGAUGACUCCACAAGGGCAAUUGCUCACCCUAAAAGGUCCUCUAUUCUCAGGACCAGUGGUAACUGUUUCUCCUGAUCUCUUAGAAUCUGAUCUUAAGCCUCAAGUUGCCAGUAGUGCUAUGGCUCAGCCAGAAAAUGACGACUUAUUUAUGAUGCCACGAAUUGUUAAUGUGACAUCACUGGCUACAGAGGGAGGUUUGAUAGAUAUGGGUGGCAGCAAAUAUCCUCAUGAAGUUCCUGAUGGCAAGCCAUCUGACCAUCUGAAAGACACUGUCAGGAAUGAAGAUAACUCCUUAGGGAAUAAGGGUAGAAUCUCUUCCAGAGGAAACAGAGAUGGCAGAGUCACGUUGGGUCCAUCGCAGGUUUUUUUGGCAAACAAAGAUUCUGGUUAUCCACAAAUAGUUGAUGUUUCCAGUAUGCAGGAAGCACAAGAGUUCUUACCUAAAAAGAUCUCUGGUGAUAGGAGAGGGAUUCAGUAUAAAUGGAAAGAGAGUGAAUUGAGAGGGGAGAGAGUGAAGUCAAAGGAGUCUUCAUUUCAUAAAUUAAAGAUAAAAGAUCUCAAGGACUCAAGCAUAGAGAUGGAACUGAGGAAAGUAACAUCAGCUAUAGAGGAAGCAGCUCUUGAUCCCAGUGAACUGCUAACUAACAUGGAAGAUGAGGAUGAUACUGAUGAGACACUGACUUCACUGCUCAAUGAAAUUGCCUUUCUUAAUCAACAACUAAAUGAUGACUCUGUUAGCCUGGCUGAACUACCCAGCUCUGUGGAUACAGAGUUCCCAGGGGAUGCCCCGCAGGCUUUUAUCAGUAAGGUUCCUCCUGGAAACAGAGCAACUUUCCAGAUUGAGCACUUGGGAACUGGUUUGAAAGAGUUGCCUGAUGUUCAAGGGGAGAGUGACUCCAUCAGUCCCCUCCUCUUGCACUUAGAAGAUGAUGACUUUUCUGAGAAUGAAAAACAACUUGCAGAACCAGCCUCUGAGCCAGAUGUCCUUAAGAUUGUUAUUGACUCUGAAAUAAAGGAUUCCCUCCUUUCCAACAAAAAAGAUACUGAUGGAGGGAAGGAUACUUCUUCCCUCCCUGCAGAGCCUGAAAGUGUGUCUUCACCCCCGAUCCUGCACAUGAAGACUGGCCUGGAGAACAGCAACAGCACAGAUACUUUGUGGAGGCCUAUGCCAAAGCUGGCCCCUCUAGGUUUAAAAGUAGCUAAUCCUUCCAGUGAUGUAGAUGGUCAGAAUCUCAAAGUGAUGCCUUGUUUGGCACCUAUAGCUGCCAAAGUUGGGUCAGUUGGACACAAAAUGAACUUAACAGGGAAUGACCAGGAAGGCCGGGAAAGCAAGGUGAUGCCUACAUUGGCACCUGUUAUAGCUAAAUUGGGCAACUUGGGGGCUUCACCAGGUUCUGCAGGGAAAUGAACUUACUUGUCCUUGAGCAGAAACCAGGCUGUAAGGGGAAAUUGAUUUCACCUCCUUUCUCUGCAGGUAUCUGUUUAUUUGUGUCUUGGAACUUGGAUCCUUGACUUCAAUGAUGCAGUGGAUAAUGAUGGAGAAAGGGGGUAGGGUGCUGACCCUGGUAUAAGAAGUACUCUGAAAUUCUGAUCAUGUUAAAAUGUGUUACCUCACUUGUGGUGCUGGGUCCCCUCAUCCUCUCUAAGAAGAUGUGAUCCAUUGCUGAACACGAGGUGCCCCUCUUACCCAAGGAAUUUAUAACAAGACUCUGGCCCCACAGUGGUUUCUAAUUCUUCCCCCCAAGAGAAAGAGCUGUUUGCAACUUUGGAGUUGCUGUGGACUGAACUACAACUCGGAGCUGUUGGAUUAAGUCUGAAAUCUAAGGAAUGUGAUGGACUUGUGCAAAGGGAUCCAGAAGAGAUACUUUUUAGUUGAUGUUUAAAGAAUAGGGAGAGAGAGGAUGGGUACCAUGGAAUACCAAAGUGAAGGACUUUGUGUCAUUCAGCAAAAUUUUCUUUUUUCAUAUCCCAAGUAGCUCCCAUUCCGUCACCUUUGCAACCAGAAUUAACAAAUUCAAGCCUUCGGUAAAGUAGGGAUGCUUUUAACUUUUAUUAUUAAGGUAAUUAUUUUGAGAUCUUAAAAAAAUAGUAGUUCUCCCUUAUUUUUGUGGGUAUUGAAAAGAUCAUUUAACAUUACCAGGGAAUUUUACUGGGAAUAUAUAUUUUGGAGGUAGGCAUAGAAGGAGCCCUACCUCUUCCACAGGUUGUAUCAGUCAGGAGACAGCUAAAAUAAAAUGCAUUAUCUCCCCAGACCAGAGACAGUGGCCAAAAUAAAAAAUCGUGGGGCUGGAAAUUUCCCAAAUCAAACCAGCCUCCUGGUGCUUGAAGGUUUCAUUCACUAUUACCUUCACAGGAUGUAAAGAAAAGUCACAGUUGGCACUCUUUACCAGGGAAAUAAGGCAGUAUUUGAAUCACAAGAUAUAUUUUUUAUCUGCAACCAUGGGUUCAAUGAUCUGUAGAGCUUUUUCACUCAUUAGCUGUCAGGAUAUGAAGGACUGACACUCUGUAAAGAUAAAGAUAUUUAUAUUUUUGUAUAGUUGUUUUCAUAGAUUUCUCAAAGGCUGAAGUUUUCAACCCAGAAGAUGAGAUUUGUAUUGAGUAUAGAAAUGAUGUUUCCUAUCUAGUUUGUAAAUAAUCAUGGUGCACUUGAGGGGUCUCGUGGAAACUCCUGGGGGCAAGAAUCACUAUUCUGAAACUGUAUAGACUGGGAUUUAGCUGCUGCAUUUUGCCUUUCUUAAAUAAUUAUAUUUUGGAAUGUAACCCCUGUUCUGUCUUCAUUGACAGGAUUUGCUUGUGUUGUUAAAACACUAACACAAGAGCUUCCAGUGCCUGGGCCGUGCCUAGGUGAUGCUAUUUCUUCUAUAUCUCCUGUCUUCUUUAUCCCAAAUCCCACUCAGCAUAUCUUCAGACCUAGGUUGUGAGACCAACUUUGGAUUGGAUCUAGCCAGUGAAUUAUUAUUUCCAUGGUUGGUUCCCUUUCUGUUAACUCUGGUUAUCAACAGAUUGAAAACAGUGGAAAAACUUCCUCUGCAAAUUGCAGUGGGGGCAAAUUCUUGUUGGUUUUGUGCUGCUUGCCUUUCUUAUCUGCUCAUCAGCACUUAACCUUCCCUCCUCUACAGCUUAGGAAAGAAGCUUGAAGUAGGUAAAGAGUGCUCCUCAGCUUCUCAUUAUCCUUCCACUGUUUACCCAGCAGAUUUCAUUCAAUGCCUUAGCCAAGGAAUCCAGCACCUGCCUCCCCUGCUAAUAAUUGUCCUUAGAGAUGCUAGUACUUUAAUCCAGGUAUAGCAGUUUCCAAUUACUUCCUUGCUUGUCUUUUCCCUGUAUUUCCUCCUGAUAUCCCAAGGCUCUUUUUGUGGCUUUUGAGGGUCAGCCAAGGAGCAGGCAAGUGAGUGAACAAUCCUCAGGAAAAGAAGGACCAUUUUAGCUUAACACUUCCUUUUUUUUUUUUUUUUUUUAAGAAGAAAAUAGGUAAACAGGUAAUGAUUCUUAAUUGGAGAUAUUUGACUCUUAAUGAGAUUGUAGGAAGAUGGAAAUGAGGAAUGAUUCCAGGCUUUUUAGGGGGAAGGCUGCAGAUAUCAUUCUAACCCCCAGUUAGUUCUCAAGACCUCUUAGAACUAGGUGUUGUCAGGGAUAAAUUGAGGAGGGCUUAGUCUUCAGAACAAUCCUACAGUCUUGACAGAAAUCUGAAUUCUCCAAAAACUCCUACACUUUAACCUUACCCUAGGGGAAACUGAUCUAUGAAUAUUACAUGUGUGAUUAUGAAAGGUGAAGUUGAGUGAGAGGAGUUGAGGAACCUGGAAGACAGUGAGCUCUCACCCUAAUACUAUAAGAAGCAUGAUCUCAGUAGACCAAUAAUUCGCCUUUUUAUACAUCUGUAAAUAAAUGGAAUGUUUUUAAGAAUAUAAUUAUGUCAGAUUUAGCAUUUUCUUUUAUAUAUUAAAUAUAUAUAUCUUUCCUUUUCUGCUUUCGAAAA